UAUAAGCCGGGCAAACGGUCGGAUUUGAUCAGUACGAGACGAGUAGAUCAUUUGUUAAUAUUAGUUGAUCACCAGCAGCCAUCUUCUCAUUAACAUGAACGGAAAAUUCGUUUUGUGCAUUACCGUCGUCUUGGUCGGACAAGCCAUGUCCGCCUCGUUAUUCGACGGAGAAGAUUUGAAGAAAAUUGCCGAACAAUUUUCCCAAUCUUCUUUGUCAAUUGCCCAGCACAUGAAGGAACUUUUCGGAGUCACCCCCAACUCUGAUGCCCAAAAGACCAUCGACAAAUAUAAGACAUACAUCACUAAGGGAACUAGUGAAUUGGAAGCUGAAAUUGGCAAAUUGAGAGACAUCCUCCGCAGAAACUCUGACCCAAAAAUCAUCGAGAAGGUUGAUGAAUACGAAAAGGACUUGAAGAAGUACACCGCCGAAGCCAAACAAUAUAUUGACGAUAAAGUAGGCAAACCGAUCAAUGAUAAAUACAAGGACGACAUCAAGAAAAUUACCGACCAGAUCAUCAAGGUCACCAAAGAUGCCGAAGGUACCGUAAACAAAGCCAUCGACAGCCAGAAGAAAAACUAAAUAAUAUAAAUAAUGUAAAAUUACAAACCGUAUUUAUGCCUUUUUAAUUUAAUCAUUUUCUUUUACGAAAACAAUUUUUAUACAUGUUUUAUGAAAUAAAAAAAAAAAUCUGUUGAUAA
Messenger RNA from Adelges cooleyi (spruce gall adelgid), 699 nucleotides. RefSeq lists its product as uncharacterized. NCBI's taxonomy places the organism in Eukaryota, Metazoa, Arthropoda, Insecta, Hemiptera, Adelgidae. The transcript is spliced from 4 exons. Bases 95 to 580 code for a protein of 161 amino acids. The record is from RefSeq and is a predicted model, not a curated record.